AUAUAAAUAGUGAUUUAUAGGAGAAUUAGCGGAUGUAUUGAUUAGCCGCUAGCUAGCGAGUUGUUUGAUAGAUGCACGGUAUCAUUAGCAUUGCGCUAAAACUGAUAUUUUAAUAUAUAAAUUAGAAUAUACUGGACCCAUAAAAAUUCCCCCAAUAGUGAUUAUUUUAAUUACUAUUAAGACUGAAGGUGAUCAACUGAUGAUAAACCUUCAACUUCCCUUCUCCAUCCUGAAACCCAUUCAAGUUAAUUAUAUAAACUGUUUCUAUCAUUUCCAGUCCUGGUGUUUAUUUGCAUUUUUUCGCUUGUGUAGUUAAGAGUAGCCCUAUUCGACGGGAUUAGUUUAUCAGCAGGAUGACUGGAGUAAUGUCAAAAUCACAUCUCCGUCAGAUCCCCAGAUUCUCGUCAAAUCUAGUCUAAUCUUUUCUGUAUUUGGAUUAAACAGAGUCCCGCACUCUUUCGAUCCGUAACAUUCUCCCCUAAACAGCCUCCGAGAGCCGAAUUCCACCCCAGAACGUUUGAUUCAACCCUUUAUUUCUUCCUCCCUGUGCUCAGGUUGUUGGUGCAAAGUGAACCCAGAACUCAAGAUGACUCAGAUGGACGUCCUGGUCACCAACGUGGCCGAGCUUUUGGCUACGGCCGUGCACGAGGUCCUGCGGCUUAUGGGCCAGGCCGUUUCCGAAUACCGCGACGAGUCGUCCAGAAUUCGUCAGGAGAACCAGAAGCUGCAGCGCACGCUCGAGGAGCUCCAGAUGAGGCUGCGGAUAACAGACGCAGCGCAGCAGGUCUCGUCCUCCGUCGCCGCAGAAGAGCCGCUGUACGAGUCUCACCAUGGGCAAGUCUCGGACCGAGAGCAAGCCGUGAUGGAAGAGAACGUCGAAAGGGAUUCGUAUGAGCUGUCCUUUGAGGAGGAGGAGGAGGAGGAGAAACCAAGUGCUCUACACCUGAGAGCUGAGACACGACAAGCGAACGAGGAGGUUCCAUCACCCUGCGACUUUUCUCAUAAAAGAACGAGGAGCUUAUCGAGCUCAAGGAGCCGAUCUGCUUCACCGGACGUCAGGGGCGUGCCGGGAAUCCCAAACCACAUUAAGACAGAAUCGAAGUCCGAGUUUCCAGAAUGUUCCCUAUUGGAGCAGAGGGAAAACACCAUCCUCCAUCUGCCGUGUUAUCCAGCCCACGCUAACCCCGCCCACGUCUCCUGGGACCCGUCCGGGCCGCCAGACGAGUGUGUCAGAGCCGAGAAUGCUACAGACGGCGUCGGUCCGUUCGGCGUCACCACGAGGAGGGAGAGCUCACACACGUGUCACGUGUGCGGCAAGUCGUUCGCGACGGCCUCCAGCCUGGGAGCGCACUUCGUCUGCCACUCGGGCGAAAGACCGUUCGCGUGCGAGCGCUGCCAGUUCCGAUUCAGCCGAUUAGCCGACCUGAAGAAGCACGAGCGCAUCCACACGGGGGAGAAGCCGUACAACUGCAUGCUCUGCGGCAGGAGGUUUAACCGUACAGAGAAUCUCAGACGCCACCUGAAGAAAGUCCACCGCGGAGCUCUGCUGUACUGAAAAAAGGACUACUGAAGGACAUCCAAAACGACAUCCUCACAUAAACCCUUUCCAGCCGAACCUUUGUUUCCGUGGCCAUAUUGUAUUUUUCUUUCUAUUUCGUCUCCCAGUUUGUUCUUCACCAGAUCCGACUCACUAACCAGGAAAAAAAUUCCUACUUGAAGCGUCGCAAAAUCUCUGUAGUUUAUGUACAAGAAACAGAAUUGAGUAGUUCAUCUCGAGUCCUCUGGUCCGAGUCGUUCCUUCUUUUGUCACGUGAUUCCCAUAGAUGCUACACAAUGCAAUAAAUCUUUUUUUGGUUUGAAUCUUAACAUUAUUGUUACAAUAAUUAUAGGAGUCACGUGACAAAAGAACUAACGUCACGGACCAGAAGAUUUGAGAGGUGAAGCUCCUCAUUCUGCUUAUUAUCAUUUAUUUUUCUGCAUCGUCAUAUUUUAAUUAUUGGAACUUUAGUGGAGGUUGGUGUAUGUAGACAUGUUUGGGGAAUCUGCU
Silurus meridionalis is the source of this 2047-nucleotide messenger RNA. RefSeq lists its product as uncharacterized. Gene Ontology annotation, biological process: regulation of transcription by RNA polymerase II. The coding region runs from base 587 to 1555 and encodes 322 amino acids. The record is from RefSeq and is a predicted model, not a curated record. NCBI's taxonomy places the organism in Eukaryota, Metazoa, Chordata, Actinopteri, Siluriformes, Siluridae. Gene Ontology annotation, molecular function: DNA-binding transcription factor activity, RNA polymerase II-specific; RNA polymerase II cis-regulatory region sequence-specific DNA binding. The transcript is spliced from 2 exons. Gene Ontology annotation, cellular component: nucleus.